AUGACGUCACAUCCGCAACAACCUUUACUCCUGUGCGGCUGCAUGGAGGGCGAAAAUUCCCAGUUAUUAGAAAAUGCGCACUCAGAGUUCAACAAACGCAACUUUAACCAAGCGGAAGAGCUGUAUACAAAGUUUAUCUCUUCCUGUUUACAGUCCAGGAAAUGUGAAGCUAACAAAUUAGCCACCGCUUAUAACAACCGUGGACAGAUAAAGUACUUCCGGGUGGAUUUUUAUGAAGCUAUGGAGGACUACACCUCUGCUAUAAAGACUGACUGCCAGUUUCCAGUUCCUUUCUACAACAGAGGACUCAUCCGAUAUAGAUUAGGCUUUUUUGAAGAUGCUGAAAGGGACUUCCAGCAAGUGCUCAAGCUCAAUCCAGAUUUUGAAGAUGCAAGAGUGAGCCUGCAGCAGACACUUCUGGACCAACAGAAGAAGAUAAACAGAGGAUACUGAUGAUUUUACUCAAGCAUCUUUGUAUAAACUCUUGAAAACCAGGUUUAUCUGAUACGUAAUGACUGUCUUUGCAGAUGCUGGAGAACAUUUGGACAGACUGUGUAGCUGUUUCAUGCAGAUACACAAUCUGCAGUUCCACAUUGAACAUUUCAAAUGUUUAAAAAAUGAAUUUUUAAUUGAAAAACAAGGUUGUCGUUUUUUCAGACUAUCCUCUUCUGCAUAUACUUAAUUUAUUAUUUAUUUCAUCAACAUUUUUGUUAUGAGGCUUGCUUUCUGUACAUUUUAUUAAAGAAAGACAGACAAAGAUGCCUUUAUUUUGAUACAAAUACACAGCCAGUUCAAACAAUAUAUGAACAGAAACUGUUUUACUAAAAAACUGACCCACAGUCAGUCACAGGAUAUGUGUGAUCCUAGACUCUAUAGUCCCCUUUUUUACAUAAAUCAUCAGUAUUAAAGGCUCCAAAAUUUGUAUAACUCGGGUAAUAGGAAUCCGGGGUGAUUAUUUUCACUGCUUCUAGUUUCAUGUAAAAAGGAAAUUGUUAUUUUCUACAUCUGUUGCUAAGCAGUCGGGAUUGUUGAAGAGUCAAGCUAAUCCAAACAGCUAUGCUUGAUUAUAUAGAAAAUUUUAUAUGACACUACAAAUUCAUCUAAGGUUAACUGCAACUUUUUAUAAUUGUGAUCAAAGUGGAUUGUAUGCACUCUACUGGAUCAAAAAAAUAUGCUUUAUUAGAUGUUGAUUAGAUUUGAAUUGAUAUGAGAAGAUGUAUUUCUGUUUAAGUAAUUUUUAAUUGAAAUUUGUUGUGUGUUAGGAUAUCAGUGUUGUGAUUUGGAAUUGCAUUAAUAAACUAUUAAAACAUGUUUCAGAAUGAUAAAAAA
Molecule: messenger RNA, 1329 nt
Organism: Cyprinodon tularosa
Lineage: Eukaryota; Metazoa; Chordata; Actinopteri; Cyprinodontiformes; Cyprinodontidae
Gene: ttc32
Product: tetratricopeptide repeat domain 32
Molecular function (GO): protein binding
Source: RefSeq, a predicted model, not a curated record